Molecule: messenger RNA, 687 nt
Organism: Closterium sp. Yama58-4
Lineage: Eukaryota; Viridiplantae; Streptophyta; Zygnematophyceae; Desmidiales; Closteriaceae
Source: the annotation of a GenBank genome assembly
AUGGAGUCGCAGGAAUACUCGGACGACGUUACCCCGCAUGCGCAGCCUGUCAACGCGCUGCAUACCAUGGCCGGAGGGCGAGAGGCGCACGGCGAAGAGACGUUCAUUGGUAUGUUGAGAAUGAUCAACAAGGCACGUGGAUAUGGAAUCGACACUCAGGCACUGUUCCAAGAAGAACAUGAAAAGAUGCUGCUUGAAGAAUACAUGAAGAAAGAGGAGCAGGAGGAGCGGACGCACGCCCCGUCACCAGUUGCUGCGGAUCCAUUGGCUGCUGCCGAUGCGACUUCAGCGCCUUCUAAGCAUGAUCCAGGCCCGUCACCUAUAGCCGCAGGGUGCGAUGCCGAACCUACCGCUGAGCCGAAGUCAGCCCCGUCACCACUCGCACCUGCCCGCGAGGGUGCUGUUGAAGCUACCAUGGGACCAGAUCUUGGGGAAAAAAGCGGAGGCAACCAGCCUGCACCCGUGGGCGCGCAUGCCAAUGCUACCCAAGCCACUGCGGAUAAUGGCGACGUGGGUGAGGUGUGCGGCCAUGCCCAGACGCCAAGGGAGAUGCAGCGUGGUGUGCUCCGCACCAUGGUGGAUGAAGGGACUGCCAUAGCUGGGGUCCACCUUGCUGCGAGGUUUAUCACGGUCAUAGACGUAUGCUUGGUGAUUCCCCAAAAUGUGCAAGAGCAGGCUGUAUGGUAG